AUGGCCUUCCACACAACCGUUUCCUUGGCCGGAUGUUUGCUCAAUCUUCUUCUCAUUUACCUCGCCUACUUCCAUUCGCCACGGACCAUCAGGACCUACUCGAUUCUCAUCAUCAAUUUUGCGCUGACCGACUUUGGAGCCUGCUUUUUUGACGCUUUUGUUGAGCAACGGUGAGAAUUUCAAAGAUUUUAGUUUUCCUUCAGUUUUUGUGUCGAGUUCCAUUUGAAAUGUAAGAUCCCUCUACUCAAAAAAUAUAGCUAGUUGAGUUUGAAAAUUUUUUUUUUUAAAAAUUCCUGAAAGCCUCCUGUUGAGCGCAAGCUUCCCAUUAUUCUCUUGCAAACUUGUGAAGUUUAGAAGAAAGCUCCAAAGCUUCAAAAAAAACUUCCCAAAAAUAUUCCAAACAUCCAUGUUUUUGAUCGGUCUCGGAAGUAAUCUGAACAAUUUUCGACUUUUUUCCCAAGGCUUUUACGUAAAAAAGCAGGGGAAAUUCACACAAUGUGUGGCAUUUUCUCUGAAAAAAAUUGCUCUGCUAAAUCUCCGAAAAAUCUGAGCAAAUCGUGGACUUUCCCAUCUGAGCAAAUCGUGGACUUUCACAUUAUGGCGUCAUAGCAGACAUUGGACUUUCACCUUUUUUCGAAAGAGGAGGAAAUUUUCCUUCGUUGAGAAAGAAACGGAGAAAAUUCGAAAGAGGAGGAAAUUUUCCUUCGUUGAGAAAGAAACGGAGAAAAUUCAAAAACUAAAAUUUUGAGCAGUUUUUGAGAGGAAAACAGAGACUAAGAUUUUUUAUGAGUCGAUUUUCUUUGUAAAGAGAUGCUUCAAAUGCCAAAUUAAAAUCUAUAACUUGAACCGCUGCGUGACCGCAACGCAUUGAGCCAUUCUGAAUGCGAAGUUUUCGCAAAUGAACUGUACUAUCAAAUUAUCCGUUUUUCGAAUAAAAAUUGAUCUGUUUCCACUCAGAAUCGUUCCAACUGGCUGGACGUUGGCCUAUAUGUCAAGUGGAAUUUGCCGCUUGGUCCCGUCCAGCUGCUAUAUCAGGUUCCUCUCACUUUAAUUAAUUAUUUAUUAACUUUACUUGAUUUUAGCUACAGUAUCAUGCUGCAUUUUUACGCCCACGGACUUUGGUCCCUGUUGGUUUCUUUUGCCUACCGGUAUUACAUCCUGGUGAAUACGUCACCUUCUGGCAGAACUGUGAUCAUAAUUCUAGUCAUGUUCUACGUUCCUUCCUUCUUCCAAUGGGUCCGAAUAGGAUCAAUAAGAUUUUAUUGAUUUUUCGAUUCAGAUCAGCUUCAUAUGGGCUCUGGACCCUCCGGAAAAGAUCACUCCAAUUUUGAAAGAACGAUUUCCGACCUAUGAUUUGUCAGAUUCUGUUAUAAGCGGAACGGUGGAUAUUCGGUCAUUUUCCGCUUUGUUCACAAUUCUUCAUAUGACCUUACCGGUCACUCCUGUCUACAUUUCAAUCCUCAUAUUGAGGAGAAAGAUUAUUCAAAAAUUGAUGAUUGCCGCGAAUCAUAUGCGAAGAGAGACGAAAGCCUUGCACAAACAGCUUUUGAUGGUUAGUUCGGAUAGUUCGGCCAGAAAAGCUAUCAAACAAUAUAGUUUUAUAAUUAAUUUAUUCUGGAAAAUUUAUCGAACGGAAUUUCAUUUUAUUUUUUUCUUGAAGCUUGAAAAACGACUUUGAUUGUUGACCAUGUGAAAUAAUGAAAUAAAGCAAUAAAUCAGGUUCAAAAACUUAAUGGCUUCCGAAGGAACGUUCAAAAAGAACAAAAUUGAGAAAUAUUAUAAUAUAAUUCUGAUUGAAUUUUUCACCUUUUUAUCUGUUUUUAAGAUGAAAAAAAAAUUCGGGUAACAACAAAGAAGAAUUGACUUCAAGAAAACUAACGAAAUCAAGGAGCUUUGAACAAUAAUUUUUUUUUUCCAUUAUUGUUUCGAAAAUCAAGUUUUAGGCGCUGACCUGCCAAGCCUGCUUCCCGAGCUUCUUCCUCCUGGCAGUUCUUUGCUACGCAGUUGGCCAGUUGGGCAUCUACCAACACCCCGUUUUAGAAUAUGUUCCAUUUUCCGUCGUCCUUUUCAUUCCCUUACUAUCGCCGUGUGCUUCUCUAUUCUUCGUGAAACCGUAUCGACUGCAAAUUGAAAAGUUCUUGGGAGUUAAAUCGGCCUACACGGAGAAGACAAUUCGUCUUUCUACUUUCCAGCUCACAAAAGCAUCGAGAAUCGACUCACAUCUCGACCCUCGAUCUAUCACUAUAAAUUUUUGA
Molecule: messenger RNA, 2255 nt
Organism: Caenorhabditis auriculariae
Lineage: Eukaryota; Metazoa; Nematoda; Chromadorea; Rhabditida; Rhabditidae
Source: the annotation of a GenBank genome assembly